GCCGGUGCCGCCCGCGGGGAGCGCAGCGCAGCGGAGCCCGGCGGGGAGCCCGGCGGGGCGCGCCGAGGAUGGGCAGGGAGCGCCGGCGGGAGCCGCACUCCAGUUAUCUUGCUUCGUGCCUUGGAUUCCAUUGUUUUUUGACUGGAUGGUAAUCCUGAAGUCAUCAGCCUUAAAUACCUUGAUGGAAGAAACAAGAUACCGAGAGUUUUUGCUGGUCUUCCUUGCCUUGAUAUGUUGGGUGUGCAGCAGUUUCAUAAAGGAGAUGAAUUAAAAUGCAGCACACCACGUGCACAGAGGACAGGAUCUACCACGCGCUGGAAAGAUGUCUACACGGGCUUAGCAGAGAUGCUGUCUCCAGCAGAUGGGCGGCGGGGCUGUGCCUGAACUGCUGGAGCCUACAGGAGCUGGUGAGCCGGGAUGCUGGCAACUACCUCAUCCUGGUGGAGAAAAUCCUCUGCAAGGCCAAGGAGGUGCAGGAGAAGUGCGACUACGACCUUGUGAUGCCCCUGGCUCUGCUUUUCUACUACGCGGUCCUCUGUUGUCCCUACAUCCCACCGGGCUCUGAGCUGCUCCUGAAAGCCGCCAGCAUCUACCACAGCUUCCUCACCUGGCCCGUGCCCUACUGCGACAUCUUCCGCGAGCUGCUCUCCUUCAUCAGCGACGAGCUCAAGGCCCCGGGGAUUUCCUUCCAGAGGCUGGUGAGGACGGAGCAGGGGCUGCCCGUGAAGAACUACCAGAGCUCCACUGUGACUGUGCUGCUGCUGAACCGCUCCGAGGUGCAGAGCGAGUUCCUCUCCAUCGCCGAGAAGCUGAGCAGCACGGAGCCCCCGCGGCACGCCACGCUCGUCCUGCUGCUGGAGCACCUCUACCAGGCCACCUUCGGCACCCGCUGCGACCUGGGCAGCCUGCACCGCCUCCUGAAGGCCAAGCCGCUGGAGGAGCUCUCCGAGGUCUACGCCAGUGCCGCCGAAGCCCAGGAGAUCGCGGCCGCCAGCAGCGACCCCGCGCUGGCCCGGGAGCGGCUGCAGUGCGUGCUGCGGGACCUCGCCGGGGCGGCCGCCCUUCCUGCCAUCGCGGGGGAUGCUCAGCCCCGCAGGCUCCAGCCCAUCCCCAUCCCCGCCGCCCGCUGCUACACUUACAGCUGGGACCAGGAUAACUUCGACGUCCUCAAUGAUGUCCUCAGCAAGGAGUGCAACGUUGUCGAGCCCGUGGCCUCGGAGAACGAGGAGGAUGAGGAGGAGGAGGAGGAAGAAGAGGACGUGGAAACAGACGGCUGUUCCCCAGAGCGGGACUCGCUGCUUUCCCCCAUUUCCACCAUUUCCAAAGACUCCAUGUACUCAGCACUGGCAGAAGAGGGACCUAAGCACUCACGCAUGUCCCUCUUCACCGCUUCCAAGGACUCCAUCUCAGAGCUGACGGUGGUCUCCAGAAAGUCCUUGCGGUCUUUUGUCUCCAGCCUGAAGGACUGCAUGGACAGUGGGUAUGCCGAGGACAGUGACGAGAGCUCUCUGGACAUGGCUGGGCGGCCGGAGCUGAAGGUGGAGAAGCCCCACCACAAAUACAGACACACGCUGACCAACAAGAUCUACAAACUGUUCAAAAGCAAAAGCCAGCUGGUCCUGAGGAGGGACCUGAAGGGCUGCCCUGACACGGGCUCGCUCCCGCUGCGCCGUGCCGAGAGCCUGUGCCACCCCCAGGCCAAGCACCGUGUGCCGGCGCGCUCCCGGCGCUCUCACUCACUGCCGCAGCACGUCCUGAGCCAGCGGCUGCAGGUGCUGCACGUCCCGCGGCUCCUCAGCCUGCCCCGACGGCCUUUCCUCAGCUACGACGAGGACGCCAAGGUGUCCACCCUGCGCGUGGUGGUCUUCGGCUCCGACCGCAUCUCAGGGAAAGUGGCACGAGCCUACAGCAACCUCAGGCUGAAGGAGAGCACCUGCCCCACACUGACAAGGUACUUCAAGCUGCAAUUCUUCUACAUCCCCGUGAAGAGGAGCUGCCUGGCUCCAGCAGCCCCGCUGACACAUCCUCCCCCGUCCCCAGGGGACCUGCAGCUCCGGGCUUCGGCACAGGCAGAGUCCACCUUGUCUGGGGUGGAGAGCAGCACCAACGACAUCUCCCACUACAUCGGCAUGUUGGACCCAUGGUACGAGCGGAACGUUCUUGGGCUGAUGAACCUGCCCACGGACGUCCUGUGUCAGUCUGCCAAGCCGGAGGCCGAGCCCCAGGGGAACUCGCGGCAGCAGCUGCCCAUCCUGGCCGACAUGAUCCUCUACUACUGCCGCUUCGCCACGCGCCCCGUCCUGCUGCAGCUCUACCAGACGGAGCUCACCUUCAUAGGGGGGGAAAAGAUGACCGAAGUCUUCAUCCACUCCCUCGAGCUGGGCCACUCAGCAGCCACACGGGCCAUCAAGGCUUCAGGUCCGGGCAGCAAAAGGCUGGGCAUAGAUGGAGACAGAGAAGCAAUCCCACUAACACUACAGAUCGCCUACAGCAAGACAGCUGUCAGUGGAAGAAGUCACUGGAACGAUGUUGAGAAGGUCUGCACGUCCGUCAACCUCAGCAAAGCCUGCAAGAAGUACGAAGAGCUAGCCUCAAAGACAGAGUGUCUCAACUUGACCAUGACAGAGGUGGUUAAAAGGCAAAACUCCAAAUCCAAAAAAAGUUUCAAUCAGCAGCUCAGCGUGUCCCAGAUAAAAGUAGACAAAGUCCAGAUUAUUGGUGUCCAGUCCUCCUUUGCCGUGUGCCUGGACCAGGAUGAGCAGAAGAUCCUGCAGAGUGUGACCAGGUGUGAGAUCUCUGUGUGCUACAAACCCCGGGACAGCGAUCCCCUUGCACUGAGCAGGUCCUCUUCAACUUCCCAGGACCCCUCCGAGUUCCAUUCUCUCCUGUGUUUACCCAUUUCCACCUUCAGUGGAGCACUGCCGUAGAAGAACCGUGCCCUCUCAAGACCACACUCACAUCCAACACUGAAAUAGCCGCGGGAAAGGGAAGCUGACUGUCCCGUUAGGGCUGGAUACCCAGCCAUUCUUGCCCAAGACAUCCUGCAGUCUGAAGUGUUUGCGUGGUGACUGAGCUGCUCCUGGUCUGGGCUUGGCCCAUCCUUUGGAAAUGGGGGUGUUGGUGUCAGGCUCUGGUACUUCUCAGGAUUCCUUGGGAGGAAAGUGGUUCCUUGAGAUCUCCAGCUGGUUCAGCAGACUGCCAACAUUGGGACCAAGAGGGAGAGGCAAGGACAGUGACAUUUUCCUGCCAGCAAAUGGUGCUGUGGCUGUACUUGACAGUGACUGCAAGGCCAUUGUGAUCUUGGGCAAGCUGGUAUGGGGGGCGGGGGACGCGUUCUGGGACGUGGAUGUCCAUGGGGGUAGCUGGCCUUCUGUGCAUGUGGAUUUGACCACCCCAACUAUGUCCUGAUGACUUUUCACCUGUAACAAGUCAGAGAUGCUUGGGAUAGUUCUUUGGGGAUAGGGACAGGUUUUCUCAGGGUUUGCUUUAAAUUACGAGCGAUGGGUGCCUUGAAGAGAAACAGCACAAAGCAGAACAACCCAGCUGGGGCCAAAAAGAGCCCAGCAAGGGUUGUAGACUGCUGCUUGUGUCCCAGUGAAUCCAGUGCAAUAGGCCGUUCCAGGGCAUGGGUGGCUUGUUGUGCGUCUGUGUGUUUGCUGUAAAUCCAGGAGCUGCAGGAGAUGAACUUCCAAUUUCUGCAGAAUUUCAGAGUUCAUCCGAGAAGAAGGACUCCCUGUUCAGGCUGUGUUCUUGCGUCCUGCUCACCAGCACUGAAUGCAAGAGACAUCCCAGAGGCUGAACGCUCAAUAGUUGCUUGAGAUAGAGCAGGAACCUUGCUCACACUCAGGAGAGAGGGAGGUACUGGGAAAGCCACUAGGAUUGCCUUAAGCUCACCUGACUGGGUAGCUUUGGUAGAGGAGAACCCAGCACCAAAAACACUAUUGACACUUGCAAGCAAUGAUAGUAUUUGAGAUCCCUUCUUCUCUGCAAAGAGAGGUUUUACCCCCCCUCUUCCUUCUCUCUGCAAGGCUGUAGGUACAGAAAGGUGCAAUAGUUGAGUGUAUUUAGAGGUAUUCUGACCCCAGGAGCAAUAAAUGAGGCUGGAAAAGCCUUGCCUGGUUUCAUAGCCCUCAGGGUUUCUCAUUUAGUUGCUGGUCAUUGCACUAAUGAUGGCUGGCAGAAGAGCAAGCUGCCUGCUGCAGGGUACAAGGAUCCUAAUGCCGAGGAUUUGCUCCCUGGGAUGCAUCUGGAAGGGACCCUCCGUGCUGCUGGGGCUGCAGGGCUCGGCCAUGGUGAGAUCAGCUCCAUCUGGGUUCCUUGCUCCUCCAGAAAAUGGGGCUUGGCCAGCUCUUAGCACUAGUUAGAACGAGGCUGGGCUCUGCCCCAAGGGCUGUUGGCACAGCAGCAGGGUCCCCUUGGUGGUGACCACGCUGAAGGUUGAAUCUGCCAGGGAAAGGGCCAGAGCCCCCGGGCACUUCAGUUGCCUUGGAGGAGCAUGGGCCAGACUUGUUUGCUGUAUUCCUCCACUUCCCUGCUGGAAGGGUUUUGGGGAUCCCUCUGGUGGGACUGCUGAUCCUGGCCCUGCUGUUUGCUGGACCUGAUUCCUGCCUCCCUGCCUCUGCUGUUGCCUGGGCACAGCUGGCAAACAUCUGGGGUUGGGAAGGUGCCAGCUGGCUCUGCCCAUCCUCAGCUGCUCGGGAUGCAACUUCUGCUGCUGGCCAGGGAGUGAGACAGGAAUGUGCUCCCGAGGCCUUUGUGCUUCAUCCUCCUACCUGAAUAGGCCAUCCCAAGGAAGGUGUUGCCUUGUGGACUCCCAGGAAAGUCACGCAAGGCCAGGCAUCGCUGGAAGGUGUGCAGGUGCUGUGGCCCCACUGUGUGGUGCAAAUCCAGCUUGGACUGCAGGCAAGGACCCCCCUUCCCUGGCCCUGCAGCGACUCUGGGAGCACCCCUCCUCUCCUACAUGGAGCUGUGACCUUGCUCACAGUAGGGACACCAAGCCACUGCUGGGUGAUGUGGAAAAGCAUGCUGAGGUCACUGCUGGGCAUCUCUCCUGCACAUCACUAAGUCCAGUAAGCUCAAGGGAUCAGAAACAGAUUUGAAUAGCUCUUUCCACCCACCUGGAAAAAGUUUUCCCACUGACUUAAUUCCCAGACAGGUUUGUGUGCAUCGUUUCAAACGGGGCUGAAAUUUGACAGCAGUUUUAUUUUUUGUUGUUGUUCAAUACAUUAAAAUAGCACCUUAUCCUGUCAAAACACUUCUAUUUGUGAUCUUGAUAUCCGUGGCUAAAUAUAUCCCUGCUGCUGUUAAUGAUAUAAACCUCUUUGGUUUCAGCUGGCCCUACAGAAAUACUAGAGAAGAGAGUUUCCACACACUGGGGAGGAAAAACAAGCACAGGCUCUAGGGACUCGUAAUCCUGGCUCAUUUUUUGACCUCUGAUUCUUUCUGGAAAUGAAAAGAAGGAAGUCGGAGGUUCCUUCAGGCCAUCCUCAUACAUACGUGCAGCCUCACCAAAACCGUGUCAUGUCUCUGCUGAUCUGUAAAAUACUGUUCAAAGAACUUUUAACGUAAUUGUAAGAUAUUAAAUGUCGAUUUAUUUCGAGUACAA
This is a messenger RNA of Oxyura jamaicensis (ruddy duck), 5605 nucleotides long. It is a transcript of the gene PIK3R5, whose product is annotated as phosphoinositide-3-kinase regulatory subunit 5. Gene Ontology annotation, biological process: G protein-coupled receptor signaling pathway; positive regulation of MAP kinase activity. The coding region runs from base 273 to 2927 and encodes 884 amino acids. Gene Ontology annotation, cellular component: phosphatidylinositol 3-kinase complex, class IB. The record is from RefSeq and is a predicted model, not a curated record. Gene Ontology annotation, molecular function: 1-phosphatidylinositol-3-kinase regulator activity. NCBI's taxonomy places the organism in Eukaryota, Metazoa, Chordata, Aves, Anseriformes, Anatidae. The transcript has 20 exons.